UGGUUUGCUUUCACAUAAGUGAUUGCGCUCACCAUUGCUUAACGCACGGAUCUACUCCAUGUGAUUUUAAUUCACCAUCCCGAUUAGCAGCAGAUAUCCUUCCUCGAAAUCGAUAAUCGUCAGGAACCAGAUAACCUUUCUGAUAAACCAGAAACCUAACACCAGAUCACAAUCUGUCUUUAACUCACUUUACUGGAGGAUGCCCUGGUGUGUCAGCAGAAACCAGUGUAACUGGAUUGAAAAAUGCACAAGAUAAUAACAGUUUUGCUGGCCUUGCUGAGUUUGAGCUUGACCCCAGAACUAGGCAGUGCCCACGAGCGAUGGACUGCAUUCCGGAGCAUGUUUAGAGGAAUAAAGUAUGGUGUUCCAUCUGGAGGAGACCCCGGGAAACCACUGUUUCUGACACCCUACAUUGAAAGUGGCAAAACUGAGGAAGGAAGGCAACUGAGUAUGGUGGGUCCUCUCCCAGGAGCCAAUGUGAAGAGUUAUUCAGGAUAUUUGACAGUCAAUAAAACCUACAACAGCAACCUUUUCUUCUGGUUCUUCCCUGCUCUGGUACAACCAGAGAAAGCCCCUCUCCUACUUUGGCUCCAAGGUGGACCUGGAGGAACAUCCAUGUUUGGUCUCUUUGUUGAACAUGGGCCAUAUGUUGUGCACAUGAAUCUCACAUUGUCUGAACGAAAGUUUUCUUGGACAUCUAAAUACUCCGUGAUCUACAUUGACAACCCAGUUGGAACUGGCUUCAGUUUCACAGAUGAUGAAAAGGGCUAUGCAGAGAACCAGGAUGAUGUAGGAAGAGAUUUGUACAGUGCUCUUAUCCAGUUUUUCCAGCUCUUUCCUGAUUAUCAGAAAAAUGAUUUCUAUGCAACAGGAGAAUCAUAUGCAGGGAAGUACGUGCCUGCCAUUGGCUACUAUAUUCAUACGCAUAAUCCUACAGCGAAACUAAAGAUCAACUUCAAGGGUGUUGCCAUUGGAGAUGGCCUCUGCGACCCUGAAUUGAUGUUGGGUGGCUAUGCCCAAUUUUUGUAUCAAAUUGGCUUGGUGGAUGAGAAGCAGAAGGAUUACGUCCAGAAUCAGACUGAUCUGGGAAUCAUCUAUAUCCAGCAGAAGAAAUGGCGAGAAGCCUUUGAAGUGUUUGAUCAAAUGAUCAAUGGUGAUCAAACUGGAAGCCUAUCCUAUGUUCAGAAUGUUACUGGAUGUACCAAUUAUUACAAUUUCUUGCAAUGCCAGGAGCCUGCAGAUCAGGGAUAUUUUGGACAGCUGUUAGCCUUGACAGAGGUGAGGAAAUCUAUCCAUGUUGGAAACCUGACCUUCCAUGACGGCUCUGUAGUUGAGAAGCAUUUGCUUGAGGAUGUGAUGAAGUCAAUAAAGCCAUGGUUGGCUAUCCUGAUGGACAACUAUAGAGUUCUCUUAUACAACGGACAACUUGAUAUUAUCGUUGCAACCCCGCUGACAGAACGAUUUCUCCCAACUGUGCCAUGGUCCAGAGUAGAUGAAUACAAGAAUGCUAGAAGAGUUGUAUGGAAAAUAAAUGCAAAAGAUCUAGAGGUAGCUGGCUAUGUGCGCCAGGCAGGUGACUUCUAUCAGGUGGUUGUUCGAGGUGGAGGACAUAUCUUGCCUUAUGACCAACCUGAAAGAUCUUUAGACAUGAUUGACAGGUUUAUCUCAGGAAGAGGAUGGGAAGCCAAUGGAUACUGAAAAUUCAUCUUAAGCAAAGCAGCCUUUAACAUUUCAAUAAUCAGCAGAGUACCUUUAACCAAGAGGUGAAAUCAAAAGUACUGAAGACUAUAAUGUCACCAUGUGAUUUUCUUUCCUUGCUCAAAAUCUUCAUUGAUUAAAAAUUAAUGUGGAGGAAGUGAUUA
Pogona vitticeps (central bearded dragon) is the source of this 1862-nucleotide messenger RNA. It is a transcript of the gene CPVL, whose product is annotated as carboxypeptidase vitellogenic like. The record is from RefSeq and is a predicted model, not a curated record. Gene Ontology annotation, molecular function: serine-type carboxypeptidase activity. Lineage: Eukaryota; Metazoa; Chordata; Lepidosauria; Squamata; Agamidae. Gene Ontology annotation, biological process: proteolysis.